AUGUCCUCUUCGUCCUACUCCGCCGCCGCCGCCGCCGCCCCCGGCGCUGGCAAUCCCUCCCUACUCCGCGGCUCCGCGGUACUAAUCAUCUGGGGUAGCGUGGACGGCUACUCGGACGCGAAAUUAGAACGCGACCUGAACGACUGGUGGACGUAUGAGCACCUACCGGAACGGCUGGCGCUGCCUGGCUUCCACCGCACGCGGCGGUACUACCGCUCAUCGCCGCCGUCGUCCUCCUCCUCGAGCUCAAACGAAAGCCAUUCGAACUACAUGGUACUAUACGAGGUGUCGUCGCUAGCGACGCUCACUUCCCCGGAGUACAUGCACGCGCUGAACAACCCGACCCCACGCACGCGGCAGUACAUGCCCGUCCUGUCGAGCCUGAGCCGGUCGGCGUGCCGUGUUUUGGCGUCGAUGUCGCGGGCCGAGUUCGCACCAUGCCACGUCGGCGGUGCCGGCGGGACGCUGGCGCACGUCGUCCUCGAGGCCCCCGCGGCAGCCGAGACGCGCGCCAGCUUGACCAACUGGCUGGCUCACGAGUGCUGGGCGAUGCUCUGCACACACUUCUCGAGUCUGUUGGCCAUGCACGUGCUCGAGCCCGACGAGGCCGCCACCAGCGCGGGUAGCUCGACCAAGUCGUACGACGGAGUCAACUUCAAACAACACCAGCAGGACCCCAAGAGCUCGACCUUGACCUCGAACGCCCCCGAGGCGAUGCGCCCCCCGCAGUGGAUGAUGCUGCUCGAGUUCGCGGAUCCUUUUGGAGCUCCCUUCGCGUCGUAUGACCACAACUGCGACGAGUUCGCUCAAGGCCUGGCGGACCAUGGCGUUGAUUUGUCCAAGGUGACGGAACAGUUUUUUGGACUGUUCGUCGUGAUGGAGGAGUAG
Messenger RNA from Fonsecaea multimorphosa CBS 102226, 888 nucleotides. RefSeq lists its product as uncharacterized. Bases 1 to 888 code for a protein of 295 amino acids. Lineage: Eukaryota; Fungi; Ascomycota; Eurotiomycetes; Chaetothyriales; Herpotrichiellaceae. The record is from RefSeq and is a predicted model, not a curated record. The transcript has a single exon.